GUUAAAUAACAUCGACUUAUCGAUUUUCUCUAGUUAACUAUUAGGAACUCAUUUUUUUCAAUUAAAAUAUUAACGUAGGAAAAAAUAGAAAAUGUUAAAUGAAGUUGAUAGUUUCGCAGACAUCUUUCGAGGUGGACUGCCCUAUUGUCUUCUUGUUGCUUUGCCGAUACUAAUACUAGUUUCCCCGAGCAUGGCCAGCGAUUUUCAAGUAAUGUCGAUGACCAAAUUUGAUGUCAAUGGUGAACAAUUCGGUAGCCGAUCUUCUGCCAUAUCUCUGGAAGCGAAAUCUCUCUACACAUGGAGUACUGGUCGUCAUUGUGUUCUUGCAAGACUUCUCGAUAUUUCUGUGAAUGAUUUGAAUAAAAUUCGUCAAAAGGCUGGUGGGCUUAUAAUUAUGUUGCCUAAAGAUGUCACAGCCCUAAACGAUGAAGUUAAAGAACAUGUUUUAAUGUUGGAGCAGCAAAUGCUGUCUCAAGCCAUCCCAGUGCCAGUUUAUUUUGCACCUUUCAACCCAAAGUUGGAAGAAAUCUUGAAGGAUGUGACGCACACAGCGAUUGAUAAUAAUGUUGAGAAUAAAACAGCAUUUGGACAAAUGUUGUUACUGGUGUCGGCAAACGGUUAUCAUGUUACUGUUGAUGGCCAAAAUAGUGCGGCGAAUAAAAAUAGCAAAAUCCCUGUGAUUCAAGGUGAAUUUGUGCCAAAUCAAUUUGUUGCCAAGCACAUGGAUAACUCGGGCGAUGGCAAUAGUUUGCCACUUAUUCUAAUAACAGCCAGUCUUAAGACUUUUGGAAUUAUAAAUGAUUACCCUUUGAAUGCUGAUUCAGCUGUAACAAUGGCUCUAGUUGAAAUUUUCAGCAAAUUACACUCAAUGAUUAGCAUGUCGCCCAAAUACCGUUUGGGAUUUUUACUCUCCGAUUCUGGUUUAUUACUCAACUUCCAGGGAUCGAAGAAAUGGCUGGAAAUUGACGACAAUAGUGUGCUACAGAAUGUUGAAUUUGUAUUGUGCCUAGAUACGAUCACACAAAGUUUGGGAGGCAAUCAGCCAAAUGUUUUAUAUAUGCAUGUGUCAAAGCCACCCAAAGAGAAGACUUCUAUCAGUAAUUUCUUUAAGAUUCUGAAAUCGGUAUCGGCCCAACAUGGUGGUAACCUGACCGUUGAAGGUGUGCAUAAGAAAAUCAAUUUGGCUGAUUCGAAAUUGUCAUGGGAGCAUGAGCGUUUUAGUAUGAAACGUUUCCCGGCCUUUACCUUGUCUUCGGUGAAGAACCCGUCAAGUCCUUUAAGAACGACAAUGUUUAAGGAUGAUGAAUCGCAAAUAGUAACGCAGUUAAUUACGUCGGCGAAAAUAAUUGCCGAAUCUCUCGCCUGUUAUAUGUAUAAAAUAGAUCCACAGUCAGAUGUCUUUGACGGUCAUGUGGCCAUAAAUGAAAAUAAUAUUUUGCCAUACCUUGGGCUCCGAUCGAUUUUGCAGAAUAAUGAUAUUAAGGACGGAUUUGAGAAGUAUCUGAAAAACGUGAAAAUCGUUUACGAUAAACCGGAUGCGCGGGAACCUGAUUUCAUGUUCUACAACGGCGUGGAUGCCAAGCUAAACGUUUAUAGAGUGAAGCCAGCUAUAUUUGAUCUAUUCCUUACUUUUGUCAUAACCAUUUAUCUUUCAACCAUCUAUUUUGCAAUUCAAUUCUUUCCUCGUUUUUACGAUCUAGUUUCAGCAAAAUUGAAUUUAUCAAUGCGUUCCUCUAAUGGCAAUGCACAGAACGCCAUGAAACGAAAGUAAUUAAAAUCCAUCAUAUAGUGAAACAAUUUUUAUAAUGAAAAAAGGCAAUAGAAAGAAAUGUUAAAUUUAUAAAUAAGUCUUGUCGCGUUGAGGUCCAAUAUGAUUGUAAAAUAAAUAUUUUACCU
This is a messenger RNA of Drosophila albomicans, 1896 nucleotides long. RefSeq names its product nicalin-1. Gene Ontology annotation, biological process: regulation of signal transduction. The record is from RefSeq and is a predicted model, not a curated record. The transcript has 6 exons. Gene Ontology annotation, cellular component: endoplasmic reticulum membrane. Bases 92 to 1771 code for a protein of 559 amino acids. NCBI's taxonomy places the organism in Eukaryota, Metazoa, Arthropoda, Insecta, Diptera, Drosophilidae.